Oncorhynchus kisutch (coho salmon) is the source of this 2823-nucleotide messenger RNA. RefSeq names its product SEC14-like lipid binding 7 (gene sec14l7). Gene Ontology annotation, cellular component: cytoplasm. Bases 80 to 1300 code for a protein of 406 amino acids. NCBI's taxonomy places the organism in Eukaryota, Metazoa, Chordata, Actinopteri, Salmoniformes, Salmonidae. The transcript has 12 exons. The record is from RefSeq and is a predicted model, not a curated record.
AGACCACUUAAGUCCACCGGAGGUCAUUCACAGAAAGUGAUUUACUGGAGCGCCUGCGCGGCAAAUCGUAACAGAGAGAAUGAGCAGACGAGUGGGCGACCUCAGCCCGAAGCAGGUGGACAUUUUAGCCGAGUUUCGGGAGCGGCUUGAGGACAUUCUCCCAGACCUUCCCGCGCAGCAUGAUCACUACCUGCUCCGCUGGCUCCGAGCCCGAAGCUUCAAUGUUCAGAAAGCAGAGGCGAUGCUUAGAAAGCAUCUGGAGUUCAGGAAACACAUGAAAGCAGACAGCAUCAUCGCUGACUGGAGGCCUCCUGAGGUGAUCGAGCGGUAUGUGUCCGGGGGGAUGUGUGGGUACGACCUCGAGGGAAGUCCCAUCUGGUACGAUGUCAUUGGGCCCCUGGACCCCAAAGGUCUGCUGCUGUCCUGCACCAAACAGGACUUCAUGAGGACCAAGAUCAGAGACACAGAGAUGCUCCGCAGAGAGUGUCAGAAACAGACAGAGAAGUUGGGCGUUAAUGUGGAGACGAUAACCCUGAUCUAUGACUGUGAGGGACUGGGCCUGAAGCACCUGUGGAAGCCUGCUUUAGAGGCCUAUGGAGAGAUUCUUACCAUGUUUGAGGAGAACUAUCCUGAAGGACUCAAGAGGGUGUUUCUCAUCAAGACUCCUAAGCUAUUCCCGAUGGCCUACAACCUGGUCAAACACUUCCUGAGUGAAGAGACACGUCACAAGAUCAUCAUUCUGGGAUCUAACUGGCAGGAGGUGUUACUUAAGCACAUUGACCCGGAGCAACUCCCGGUGGCGUACGGAGGAACACUUACUGACCCUGAUGGUGACCCUCGCUGUCGAACCAUGAUAAACUAUGGCGGUACGGUGCCCAGGUCGUACUAUGUUCAGGACAAUAUGGUCAAGGUCCAGUAUGACAACAGUGUGACCAUCAGCCGAGGCUCCGCCUUCACACUGGAGUAUGACAUCACCUCCCCCAGCAGCAUCCUCAGGUGGCAGUUUGCCAGUGAUGGGGCAGACAUAGGCUUUGGGGUGUUCAUGCGGACCCAGGAGGGGGGUGGGGCUCAGAAGGUGGGGGACAUGCUGCAGGUGGUGCCUAGUGAACGCUACAACUCACACAUGGUCCCAGAGGACCGCUCACUCACCUGCCCCGAGCCUGGAACUUACGUGCUGCGUUUUGACAACACCUACAGCGUGCUGCAGUCGAAGAAGAUCAGCUACACUGUCAAUGUUCUACUGCCAGACGGACAAACACAGAGCCCUAGGAGUAUCAGAGGGGGUGGACGGCUGGAGUAACACACACACACACACACACAAAACACACGUACUGACAGACAGACACAGAGCCCUUGGAGUAUCAGAGGGGGUGGACGGCUGGAGUAACACACACACAAAACACACGUACUGACAGACAGACACAGAGCCCUAGGAGUAUCAGAGGGGGUGGACGGCUGGAGUAACACACACACACAAAACACACGUACUGACAGACAGACACAGAGCCCUAGGAGUAUCAGAGGGGGUGGACGGCUGGAGUAACACACACACACAAAACACACGUACUGACAGACAGACACAGAGCCCUAGCAGUAUCAGAGGGGGUGGACGGCUGGAGUAACACACACACACACACACACAAAACACAUGUACUGACAGACAGACACAGAGCCCUAGGAGUAUCAGAGGGGGUGGACGGCUGGAGUAACACACACACACAAAACACACACGUACUGACAGACAGACACAGAGCCCUAGGAGUAUCAGAGGGGGUGGACGGCUGGAGUAACACACACACACAAAACACACGUACUGACAGACAGACACAGAGCCCUAGCAGUAUCAGAGGGGGUGGACGGCUGGUGUAACACACACACACAACACACACGUACUGACAGACAGACAUAGAACCCUAGGAGUGUCAGAGGGGGUGGACGGCUGGAGUAACACACACACACACAAAACACACGUACUGACAGACAGACACAGAACCCUAGGAGUGUCAGAGGGGGUGGACGGCUGGAGUAACACACACACACAACACACACACACGUACUGACAGACAGACACAGAGCCCCAGGAGAGAGGGGCCAGACAUCUGGCAUCACACACAUGCCCACACACAAACACACGAAUAUGAGAUCUGGGGGAGUGAAGAUAGCAACGUAGAGUAUACAGUGCAGUUUAAACACCACUGUUCUCAGUUAUGAGCAUUAGCUAUUAUGACAGGACAUUUUCCAAUGCUUUUCUAGAAAAAAGGAUCUGUACAAGAGUCAUGUUAGAUUUGAGUUAGGACUAUACGUCGUUGUUUUAUAGUAUUGUGUGAAUGGAAUAGCGACAGUUUUCAGCACAGAAAAGACACUUUGUUAUAUAGGAUACAUUAGUUCAAUGUAAAAAGACACAGUGCAUGUGGAAGGAAUGAAGGAAUGAUUAUGAAGUGGAGCAAUGAAUAUAGUUUAGUGUUUUCACUAACGAUGCCUCUCAUUAACAGUUUCAUUAUCAAUUGUAUUAAUUGACAGCUGAUAGAUAGGCUACAUAUAUAGGUUGUUUUACUAUUAUAGCAACCCUAAAGAGAUGAUUCUUACACAAUGUUAAGAUGCACUCAUUGUCAAUAGAUCAGUCAUUCUAGAAAGGCUAUCUCUCAGAAUCGUAAAAUCUUUAUUUUCAAAAUGCAAGUUGAAUCCUGAAAAUGUUUAAGAUGUUUCUUGAUCAGAAUUAUAUUCAUAAUAUUCAAAUUUUGUAGAAUCAUGACAUUUGAAAUGUUCUUGUACCAUGAUUAUUUUUUUGAAUAAUAAAUGUUAUUUGACUGCUCUAUUUUAAAA